AUGGGCAAAACCGCCCCAACUCCAGGCAAGAGGCUUACGGCGCGCGAAAAGGCGCGCAUGCGCCUCGCCGACCCCUUACUCCCGCGCAAGCUGCACCGCGAAGACAACGUUGUGGAAGAUCGCUUCAUUAACUCGAAGAAGGACAAGCUCCUGAUCAAGCACAGCGCCUUCGUCAACAAGAUCAUCAAGAAUGCGGACAAGACCAACACUGGUAAGAGCGCGCACAAGAACAAGAAGCGCAGGCGGCCUAAUAAGAAGCUCGUCGCAACGUUGGAGUCGCUGGAGGAUGCGCUUGAUGAUAUCAAGGCUGAGAUGGACGCGCGAGAGGCUGCCGAUGGAGCUGACGGCGAGACGAUGGACGAGACGCAGCGCGCGCAGGGAAAAAUCCGGUUGAAGAGCUUGAGGCCGAAGCCUGGCGCGCUGAAGAAGAAGGAGAAGAUUGUCAGGGGAGAGAUGGAGAGGUUCAAGAAGAGUUUGGCGCAAUUGGCAAUCAUCUCGAAGGCAUCUUCGUCAUCUACGGGAGCUGCGAGCAGCAGCACGGUAAGCGGUACCGAAAAGAUCUCAGAGAGCGGAGCAGUGGAUACGGAGAUGGGAGAGGCAGCUCCAGCGCAGGAGCAGCAACAAACGGCGCCGUCUGCGACAUCAGGCGUGUCGAGUCGAUGGGCAGCUUUGCGAGGGUUCAUUGCUGCUACCAUGGAGCAAAACCCUGCUUUCAUAAACAAGACUUCUUAA
Molecule: messenger RNA, 732 nt
Organism: Thermochaetoides thermophila DSM 1495
Lineage: Eukaryota; Fungi; Ascomycota; Sordariomycetes; Sordariales; Chaetomiaceae
Exons: 2
Coding region: 1-732 (243 amino acids)
Biological process (GO): maturation of SSU-rRNA from tricistronic rRNA transcript (SSU-rRNA, 5.8S rRNA, LSU-rRNA)
Cellular component (GO): nucleolus; 90S preribosome; preribosome, small subunit precursor
Source: RefSeq, a predicted model, not a curated record